AUGGAGGUUAAACAACUACAAUAUCAACAACAACAACAACCACCAACACAGACCCAACCAACACAAAUCACACCAAUUACACAACAAACUCAACCUUCAACUCAUUCAGAUAAACAAAUAGAUCAAAAUCAAAUUUGUCAAUUAAUUUGUUCAACCGGUCAAUAUCAAACAUUUACAUUAAGUCUAAAUGAUAAAGUAAUACAUAAUAAUCAAAUAAUUUGGCAAUUUGGAAGAUCUCCUGAUUCGGACCUCCAACUAAACACUAGUUCUCGAUUAUCUAAUAAACAUUUCAAAAUAUGGAUUAAUAUCGAAGAUAAAAGUUUAUGGAUUAAAGAUUUAUCUACUAAUGGAACAUACCUUAAUAAUAGUAGAUUGGUGAAGAAUUCAAAUUAUUUAUUAAAUCAAGGUGAUGAGAUAUCGGUGGGAGUGGGGAUUCAAAAAGAUGUUGUUAAAUUUAUAUGUAUAUUUAGUGAUUUAUUUAAUCCUUCAAAAAUACCUGAAUCUGAUCUAGCUAUAAAAGAUCAAGGAAUAUAUAAAGAUUUUAUAAUUAAAAAUGAGACUAUUGGACAAGGAGCAUUUGCAACUGUUAAAAAAGCGAUUGAGAGAUCAACUGGUGAUUCAUAUGCUGUUAAAAUAAUAAAUAGGAGGAAAGCUAUAAAUACCAGUGGUGGAAAUGUUGCAGCUAAUGCAUUAGUUGGAGUGGAUCGUGAAUUACUGAUUCUUGAAAAAUUAAACCACCCAAAUAUAGUCAGUUUAAAAGCUUUUUAUGAAGAUAUGGAUAAUUAUUACAUUGUAAUGGAAUUAGUCCCCGGUGGUGAUUUAAUGGAUUUCGUAGCUGCUAAUGGUGCCAUUGGAGAAGAUGCAACUCAAGUAAUUACAAAACAGAUACUAUUGGGAAUUAAUUAUGUUCAUAAAUUAGGCAUAUCACAUCGUGAUUUAAAACCAGAUAAUAUUUUAAUAAUGCAAGAUGAUCCUAUAUUUGUAAAGAUUACCGAUUUCGGAUUGGCUAAAUUUAGUGAUAAUUCGACAUUAAUGAAAACAUUUUGUGGUACGUUAGCAUAUGUAGCACCUGAAAUCAUAACUGGGAAAUAUGGGAAUUCACAAACACCAUUUGAGAGUCAACAAGGAACUAAAAAUAAUUAUUCUAAUUUGGUUGAUAUUUGGUCAUUAGGUUGUUUGGUAUAUGUAUUAUUGACUUCUCAUUUACCUUUUAAUGGGAAAACACAAGCUCAAAUGUUUCAAAAGAUUAAAACUGGUGAAUUUCAUGAAGCUCCAUUAAAUUCAUAUGAGAUAUCUGAAGAAGGGAGAGAUUUUUUAAAGAAAUGUUUACAAGUUAACCCAAGACAACGAUUUACUGCAGAACAAGCAUUAGCACAUCCAUGGUUAAAAGAAGUACAACAAGAGGAGGAUUCAAAAUCAUUAAGUUUAUCACAGUCACAAUCUCAACAAUCUAGAAAAAUAGAUAAUGGUAUUCAUGUGGAAUCAAUGAGUAAAAUAGAUGAAGAUGUAAUGUUGAGACCGCUAGAUAGUGAAAAGAAUAGAAAGACAGAAAAACAAAUACAAGAUUUUAAAGUCCCAAAAAGGGUUGUUCCAUUACCUCAAUCACAAAUACCACACUCUCAAAAACGUUAUGAUUUAUCAAAUUCAAUAUCACAAAAGAAAAGACAAAACAACAUAAUAAACAACGAUGAAUUAGGAAUCAAGAAAUUGAAGAUAGAGAGGCCAAAUAUAAAAUUGCAACCAUUUCCAAAUUCAUUAUUCAAGAAUGAGAUUGUGAUAAAUAAACCCGUGUUUUCAAUAGGAAGAAUGGAGACAUGUGAUAUUGCACUAAAUGACGAUAGAUUGUCCAAAAUACAUUGUAUAAUAAAAGAAAGUGAUAAUGAGGUUUGGUUACUCGAUAUGAGUACUAACUCAUGUUUGCUUAAUGAUUCAAUAAUCGGAAAAAAUAAAAAGGUGUUGAUGAAAUCGGGCGACUAUUUGUAUCUAUUUAUCGAUCAUACUAAUGAUGAAUUAAUUGGAUUCAAGAUAAUAUUUGAAAAUAAAGAGAAUGAAAGAAGGGAGGAGAUUGAAGUUUUGGGGCAAGAUGAGGGUGAGAUGAAGAUGAAGUUGGAGAUAUUGAAUGGUCAAAUGUCGAGUAGUAGGUAA
Molecule: messenger RNA, 2145 nt
Organism: Insectozyma verbasci
Lineage: Eukaryota; Fungi; Ascomycota; Pichiomycetes; Serinales; Debaryomycetaceae
Source: the annotation of a GenBank genome assembly